CUUUCUCCUUUCUCAUCAGUUUGUCCAAACACCAAGGAACAGCUUCUUCAAUCAUCAUCAUGACUUCUUUUGCUUAUGAAGACCCUAAGCACACCUCCAAAAGAUGUAGAUUUUUUACUUCAGCCCUGAAGGAUGCAAUUUUCCAUUGUCACAGCAGCUUCCAUGGAAGGCCUUCUUCUUCAAGCCUGGAAGAUCAGAAGUAUAUAGCCAACGAUAUUAAUGAGGAGCAAGAAGUAAUAGUUCUGGAAAUCUGCAGCCGGGCCAUGGAGGCAAAGCUGAAACGUAAGGGUGGUUGUAUGACAGAGAGCCUCCGUUGGGUCUUUUCUCCAACCACAGGAGAAAUGUUCAUGGCUCCAAAGGACAUGCACGAUCUAGAUGAUAACAAAGAUGAAGACGAUGAAGAGAUAGAAACCUUUUUCUCUGUCGAGAGUUGCUUCACUCGCUGUUCAAAUGCAAGUAAAGAAAUUCUUUUGGCCGCCAGUAGCUGCUUCUCUGGUUGUUCAAGCAUGAGUAAGAUAAAGCUUGGCGACCUCCGGAGGCAUUCUAUGAUUCAGGAAUUCUACCAUUGUGAAGGGUGGCCGUUUGGUCUCUACAGAAACAUUGUUUUGCUUCCACCUCUUCCUACAUCUCCAUCAGAAUCUUGGUCGUGGCAAAGAGGCAACCGGACCAUGAAGAUGCAUUGAUAUUGUAGAUGAUGAUUCUACUUCUUUUUCUUUCUCUUUUUCUCCUUAGUGGUUAAAUUUGUCACUUAAAAGUAACUUUCAUCUUCUUCGUCAUAUAAACAUGUAAUUCACAUAUUGAUACAAAGAUAUUAUAGAAUAAA
Nelumbo nucifera (sacred lotus) is the source of this 823-nucleotide messenger RNA. RefSeq lists its product as uncharacterized. The record is from RefSeq and is a predicted model, not a curated record. Lineage: Eukaryota; Viridiplantae; Streptophyta; Magnoliopsida; Proteales; Nelumbonaceae.